AUGUCCCCAACCAUUGACCCAGCAAUCCUGCGUGCCCUCAACCUGAAUGCGUCCUCGGCCAAAAUCUCCACCCACGGAGGCUCAGGCUUUGCAUCGACAUUCCGCAUCACCACGCCCACCACGUCGAUAUUCGUCAAACAGUCGCAGUCGUCGGGCGCGAAGGUGAUGUUUCAAGGCGAACAUGCUUCCCUGAACGCUAUCCACGGGGCGGUCCCAAGCCUCUGUCCACAGUCCUUCGCCUGGGGAAGCCUCGAGAACAACGGUGGUGGAUACUUCCUGGCCACGGAGUUCUUGGACCUCGGUGGCGGAUCAUCGAGGACAAAGGCUGGCGCUCGCAAGGGAAGCGGCAUGUCCCUCGCUGAGAAGCUAGCCAAGCUACACUCCACCCCGGCACCCAUACCCGAGGGCUUCGAUGCGCCUCAGUUUGGCUUCCCCGUCACGACUUGCUGUGGGGACACACCUCAGGACAACACCUUCGCGGCGUCUUGGGCCGAGUUCUUCGCCAAGAGGAGACUCCUCGCCAUCCUCGAGCGGGGCGAGAAGACCAACGGUCGAGACGCGGAGCUGCGCACGCUUGUCGAGCGCACAGUCAACGAAAUCGUCCCCAGACUGCUGGGUGACGGCCACCUCGGCGGCAAAGAGGGCAUCAAACCAGCCAUCGUCCACGGGGAUCUAUGGUCGGGUAAUAAAUCCAAGGGCUUCUUCGUCGGUCGAGGCGGCGAGACCUCGCCUGACGAGCCUGGGUCGAGUGAGGAUGUCGUCUUUGACCCGUCCUCAUGCUAUGCGCACCAUGAAUUCGAGUUCGGCAUCAUGAACAUGUUUGGCGGCUUUGGCAGCUCGUUCUGGAAGGAGUACCACGCCAUUGUGCCCAAAACGGAGCCAGCAGCGGAAUAUGAGGACCGAGUAGCGUUAUAUGAGAGUUAUCAUCAUCUCAAUCAUUUCGCCAUCUUUGGCGGUGGUUAUGCAUCCGGGGCGAAGCGAAUACUGAAGGGGCUACUCAAGAAGUACGGCGACUGA
Molecule: messenger RNA, 1017 nt
Organism: Cladophialophora carrionii CBS 160.54
Lineage: Eukaryota; Fungi; Ascomycota; Eurotiomycetes; Chaetothyriales; Herpotrichiellaceae
Exons: 2
Coding region: 1-1017 (338 amino acids)
Source: RefSeq, a predicted model, not a curated record